Molecule: messenger RNA, 1160 nt
Organism: Aquila chrysaetos chrysaetos
Lineage: Eukaryota; Metazoa; Chordata; Aves; Accipitriformes; Accipitridae
Exons: 3
Coding region: 54-1106 (350 amino acids)
Source: RefSeq, a predicted model, not a curated record
UCACGGGUGGAGAAGGAGGUGGAGGACAUCGUGGAAGGACACAUGGGGAUGUCAUGGAGAAAGAGGUGGAGGACAUUGUGGAAGGACUUGUAGGGAUGUCACAAAUGGACAAAGAGGUGGAGGACGUCGUGGAGGGACACGUAGGGAUGUCACAAAUGGACAAAGAGGUGGAGGACAUCGUGGAGGGACACGUAGGGAUGUCACGGGUGGAGAAGGAGGUGGAGAACUUUGUGGAGGGACACGUAGGGGUGUCACAGGUGGAGAAAGAGGUGGAGGACAUCGUGGAGGGACACGUAGGGAUGUCACGGGUGGAGAAGGAGGUGGAGGACAUCGUGGAGGGACACAUGGGGAUGUCAUGGAGAAAGAGGGUGGCGGACGUCGUGGAGGGACACGUAGGGAUGUCACGGGUGGAGAAAGAGGUGGAGGACGUCGUGGAGGGACGCGUAGGGAUUUCACGGGUGGAGAAAGAGGUGGAGGACAUCGUGGAGGGACACGUAGGGAUGUCACAGGUGGAGAAGGAGGUGGAGGACAUCGUGGAGGGACGCGUAGGGAUGUCACGGGUGGAGAAAGGGGUGGAGGACAUCAUGGAAGGACGUGUGGGGAUGUCAUGGGUGGAGAAAGAGGUGGAGGACAUCGUGGAGGAACGCGUAGGGAUGUCACAAAUGGAGAAAGAGGUGGAGGACAUCGUGGAGGGACACGUAGGGAUGUCAUGGGUGGAGAAGGAGGUGGAGGACAUCGUGGAGGGACACGUAGGGAUGUCACAGGUGGAGAAAGGGGUGGAGGACAUCGUGGAGGGACACGUAGGGAUGUCACGGGUGGAGAAGGAGGUGGAGGACAUCGUGGAGGGACACGUAGGGAUGUCACAGGUGGAGAAAGGGGUGGAGGACAUCGUGGAGGGACACGUAGGGAUGUCACGGGUGGAGAAGGAGGUGGAGGACAUCGUGGAAGGACUUGUAGGGAUGUCACAAAUGGACAAAGAGGUGGAGGACAUCGUGGAGGGACACGUAGGGAUGUCACGGGUGGAGAAAGAGGUGGAGGACAUCAUGGAAGGACACAUGGGGAUGUCAUGGAGAAAGAGGUGGCGGACGUCGUGGAGGGACACAUAGGGAUGUCACGGGUGGAGAAAGAGGUGGAGGACGUCGUGGAGGGACGCGUAGGGA